Molecule: messenger RNA, 405 nt
Organism: Elgaria multicarinata webbii
Lineage: Eukaryota; Metazoa; Chordata; Lepidosauria; Squamata; Anguidae
Gene: OTOR
Product: otoraplin
Exons: 4
Coding region: 7-405 (132 amino acids)
Biological process (GO): cartilage condensation
Molecular function (GO): protein binding
Source: RefSeq, a predicted model, not a curated record
AAGAAAAUGUCCCAGACGGUUUGUUUGCUGAUACUUCUCCUGUGUCUUGGAUUUACUUUCCCGACCGUAAAGGGCAUUUUUAUGGACAAACUCGCCAGCGAGAAGCUGUGUGCUGAUGAGGAGUGUUUAUAUUCCAUUUCCUUGGCAAGAGCAGAAGAUGACUACAAAGCACCAGACUGCAGAUUCAUUAAUAUUAAGAAGGGGCAAUUGAUCUACGUUUACUCAAAGCUAGUGAAAGAAAGAGGAGCUGGAGAAUUCUGGGCUGGAAGUGUUUAUAGCGGACAGUAUGAGGACCAGAUGGGCACUGUUAGUUAUUUCCCCAGGAGUUUAGUCACGGAACAGCACGUCUAUCAGGAAGCAAACAAGACAAUUUCCACAAAGGCCAUUGAUUUCUUCUGUGAAUAG